AGGACAAACGGACGUUCCCUGUUGAAUGUGUAACCCUCUCACAUGCCAAGGAGUUGUGCUCUUCCUGGAUCAAGCACCAUGACACUGAAUAUUGCCGGCGCUCUCACCAUGGCUGUCUUCUACUUCUUCAUUCUUGUGGUUGGCAUCUGGGCUGCAAAGAGAGCACAGAGAGCUGAGAGAUCGUACCAGGGGGAUCGCUCCGAAAUGGUGAUGAUCGCAGGAAGGAACAUUGGAAUUAUCCUCGGCAUUCUAACCACCACCGCUACUUGGGUUGGUGGAGCCUACAUCAACGGCACGGCUGAGAUGGUCUACCGGCCGGAUGCCGGGCUGGUGUGGACCGUCGCCCCUUGGACCACCCUCCUCUGCCUCUUCAUCGGGGGAUUGUUUUUUGCCAAGAAGAUGCGGCAACACAAGUACGUGACCAUGUUGGAUCCCUUUCAACAACAGUACGGCAACCGCAUCGCCAGCCUGAUCUUCAUCCCAGCUGUAAUCGGGGAAAUAUUCUGGUCCGCUGCUAUCCUGGCUGCCUUAGGUACAACGUCCAGUGUGAUGCUUGAUCUCGAUAGGAAUCUAUCCAUGGUGAUCUCGGCCAGCGUGGCAAUGCUCUACACACUGCUUGGGGGCCUGUAUUCCGUUGCGUACACUGACGUUGUCCAGUUAGGAUGCAUUUUCUUUGGUUUGUGGCUUUGUGUACCGUUCACGAUGCUGAAUCAUGCUGUUACAAGCAUCAAGAUCACGGCCGUUGAGGAGGUCCAUCAAAAGCCCUGGCUGGGAAAAAUCGAUGAGAUAUUUAUUGGAAAAUGGAUAGAUGAUCUUUUGCUGAUGGUGCUGGGCGGGAUCCCGUGGCAAGCUUAUUUUCAACGCGUGCUGGCUUCAUCCUCUGUGAAAAGUGCUCAGAUACUAUCAAUAGCGGGAGCGUUCGGUGGAUGUAUCAUGGGCAUUCCCUCUGUACUGAUUGGUUCUGUCGCAGCUUCUACAGACUGGAAUCAAACGUCGUAUGGGGCCACGUCACCUUUCGAGAAGGGAGAGGCUGCCAUGAUCUUGCCCAUCGUCCUUCGCCACCUGUGUCCUCCCUACGUCUCCCUGUUUGGGACCGGUGCCAUUGCUGCUGCCGUCAUGUCUUCCACUGACUCCUCCCUCCUCUCGUCCAGUUCCAUGUUCACCCACAACAUCUACCGCAGGAUUCUCCGACCAAAGGCAUCAGACCGGGAAGUGAUGUACGUGAUGAAGAGCACGGUCCUUGUGGUGACGGUCCUUGCCACCGUCCUUGCCCUCUUCACCAGCACCAUCUACGGCCUGUACGCGCUGAGUGCCGACAUUGUGUACGUUGUCAUUUUCCCCCAGCUGGUGUGCGUGCUGUACGCUCCCUGCGUGAACAGGUUCGGUUUUGUCACUGGCGUUCUGACGGGGGCAUUGCUGAGGAUGGCCGGUGGGGAACCACUGUUUGACCUCCCACCUCUCAUCUACUAUCCCGGGGGUCACUUCCAAGAUGACUACUAUGUCCAGACUUUCCCCCACAAGACGUUUGCAAUGCUUUUCUCUCUCAUCAUAACCGUUGUCUUGUCAUAUAUCAGCAAACUUAAGUGGCCAGAGGUGUUUGUAACAACGCUGACAAUGACAGGAAUGCCAAUGGAGAUGACAGCCACUGAUGUGUUACAUUAAUAAACUGGAAUCAUAAUAUGCAGACAAUAUAAAACACAUAAACAGUACAGGAACAGGUAGUGUCUGUGCC
Messenger RNA from Amblyraja radiata (thorny skate), 1732 nucleotides. Its product is annotated as high-affinity choline transporter 1-like. NCBI's taxonomy places the organism in Eukaryota, Metazoa, Chordata, Chondrichthyes, Rajiformes, Rajidae. Gene Ontology annotation, cellular component: plasma membrane. Bases 43 to 1662 code for a protein of 539 amino acids. Gene Ontology annotation, biological process: transmembrane transport; acetylcholine biosynthetic process; choline transport. Gene Ontology annotation, molecular function: choline:sodium symporter activity. The transcript is spliced from 9 exons. The record is from RefSeq and is a predicted model, not a curated record.